AUGGACGGCCUUUCGGGCGCAGCAAGCGUCAUCGCAGUAAUCGACAUAUCCGCCAAGAUCGCCUCGCUCUGCUACCAGUACUCCGUGGCUGUCAAGGACGCGAUAGAUGAUAUCGAGCGUGUGCGGAGAACGGUCAGCGAUAUCACCCACGUCCUGGAGAAGAUUAAGCAGCUCCUCGGCAGCCAGGACAAGACGCGGCUCUCUACCACCCAGGACCUGUUUAGCUCGCUCGAACAAUGCCGAGAGGAGCUGAAGAGCGUAGGAGCAAAGCUAGAUCCAGGAAAAACUCGCAAGACUAUGAGUCGUUUUGGCCUCCGUGCGCUCAAAUGGCCGUUUACAAGUAAGCAGGUGGACAAGAUCGUUUUAAACUUGCAAGGAUACGAGCAGACAUUCAGCUUAGCACUGCAGGUCGACCAGACAGUUGUUGUGUUCAACAUAGACCAGAAGCUUGAUCUGGCCAAACUGCCUGUCGCGAUAGGCGCCUCCUUCAACUCCCACAACGAAGAGCACAACGCACGAUGCCUACCGAACACCCGCACCGAGCUGCUAGACGAGAUCACAAGAUGGGCGAACAACAAGGAUGGCAAGUCGAUAUUCUGGCUGAGCGGCAUGGCGGGCACGGGAAAGUCUACGAUAGCGCGGACGGUCGCUCAGUCGUUCGCCAGUCGAGGGCAGCUUGGAGCCAGCUUCUUCUUCAAGAAAGGCGAGGGCGAGCGCGGCAACGCCUCACGGUUCUUUACCACCAUCGCCACCGAUCUAGUUGCCUGCGAGCCAGGGAUGCUGCCUGGUAUUAGGAAGACGCUCGACGAGAACCCGACGAUCUCACACAAGGCCCUGAAAGAUCAGUUCGAGAAGCUGAUCUUGCAGCCACUCUUGGGAAUAAAGCAGGCUCGUUCGCAGGUCGUGGCGCGUGUUAUCGUGAUCGACGCGCUGGACGAGUGUGAGCGAGAAGCAGACAUUCGAACGAUCCUCCAGCUGCUCGCUCAGACAAAAGACGUUCGCCCGGUGCCGCUGCGGAUUGUGGUGACUAGCCGGCCCGAGCUCCACAUCCGCCUGGGCUUCAGAGAGAUGCCGAACGGCACAUACCAAGACCUCGUCCUCCAUGAGGUACUAAGGAGCACAAUUGAACAUGACAUCCGUCUGUUCCUGGAGCAUGAGCUUGGUGUGAUACGAAAAGAACGCAUGCUAGCCUUGGGCUGGCCUGCGCAACAACAGAUCAUGGCCUUGGUUGAGCUAGCUGUGCCACUAUUUAUCUAUGCUGCUACCGUAUGUCGAUAUGUUGGCACAAAAGGAGGCGACCCUGAAGAGUACUUGAACAAGGUCUUGCAGUAUCCGAAGGCGGCUUUUUCACAGCUCGACCGAACCUACCUUCCCGUCCUAGACCAAUUGCUUGUUGAGCAGGAAGAAAGAGAUAGAGAAGACUGGCUGCACGCCUUCCGUGGACUCGUAGGUAGCAUAGUCAUUUUAGCGAGCCCACUUCCUCUCGGCUCCCUUUCGCGCCUUCUUCAAGUUCCACAGAAGCAAGUCGAACGUCGGCUGGACGCCCUGCACUCCGUUCUCAGUGUUCCCAACAGUGAGGAUAUUCCGAUCAGACUCCUGCACUUGUCUUUCCGCGAGUUCCUCGUCGACCCCCAAAAACAGGGAAAGAGCCUGUUCUGGGUGGAUGAGAAAAGCACACACAAGAAGCUUGCAUCUCGCUGUCUUGAGCUUAUGUCUGGAUUAACCGGCCUACACCAAGACAUGUGCAGCCUUUCAGAGCCUGGGGUCCUAAGAAGCGAGAUCGACGAAGGUACGAUUGCUAGCAGUCUGCCACCUGACCUACAGUAUGCGUGUCGUUACUGGGUGGAUCAUCUCAAGCAGGGUCAACAAAACAUCGUAGACGGAGACAUAACGCACCUCUUUCUGCAGCAGCACCUUCUGCAUUGGCUCGAGGCUAUGAGCCUCAUGAGGGAAUCGAGCAGAUGCGUCGACUCACUCGACAGCCUGCAGGCACUUGCGAGCCCAUCCGCAAAGUUAUUUGCAGCCUUUCUUCACGACGCUAAGCGGUUCGUGCUGCGAUUCCAAUCUGUGCUUACAGAUGCGCCGCUGCAGAUCUAUUACUCCACGCUCGUGUUUGCACCAAAGAACAGUCUUGUACGACAAACCUUUGCAGACCAAGUGCCAGAGAAGGCCAAGAUGCUGUCUGAAACAGAAGCAGAUUGGGACGCGUGUCGCAGCACGCUCGAGGGCCAUUCCUCGGAAGUCACAGCGGUGGCCUUCUCGCCCGACGGGCAGCUGGUCGCCUCGGCAUCCUACGACAACACAGUACGGCUGUGGGAGGCAGCGACAGGGACGCACCGCAGCACGCUCGAGGGCCAUUCUGAUGAUGUCAGUGCGGUGGCCUUCUCGCCUGACGGGCAGCUGGUCGCCUCGGCAUCUGGCGACAACACAGUACGGCUGUGGGAGGCAGCGACAGGGACGCAUCGCAGCACGCUCGAGGGCCAUUCCAAAUUUGUCACGGCGGUGGCCUUCUCGCCAGACGGACAGCUAGUCGCCUCGGCAUCUGGCGACAACACAGUACGGCUGUGGGAGGCAGCGACAGGGACGCACCGCAGCACGCUCGAGGGCCAUUCUGAUGAUGUCAGUGCGGUGGCCUUCUCGCCUGACGGACAGCUAGUCACCUCGGCAUCUGGCGACAACACAGUACGGCUGUGGGAGGUAGCGACAGGGACGCAUCGCAGCACGCUCGAGGGCCAUUCCUUUGAUGUCAGUGCGGUGGCCUUCUCGCCAGACGGGCAGCUAGUCGCCUCGGCAUCUUGGGACAACACAGUACGGCUGUGGGAGGCAGCGACAGGGACGCAUCGCAGCACGCUCGAGGGCCAUUCCGAUGUUGUCAGUGCGGUGGCCUUCUCGCCAGACGGGCAGCUAGUCGCCUCGGCAUCUUGGGACAACACAGUACGGCUGUGGGAGGCAGCGACAGGGACGCAUCGCAGCACGCUCGAGGGCCAUUCCGGGGGAGUCAGGGCGGUGGCCUUCUCGCCUGACGGACAGCUAGUCGCCUCGGCAUCUUGGGACAACACAGUACGGCUGUGGGAGGCAGCGACAGGGACGCAUCGCAGCACGCUCGAGGGCCAUUCCUAUGAUGUCAGUGCGGUGGCCUUCUCGCCAGACGGGCAGCUAGUCGCCUCGGCAUCUGGCGACAACACAGUACGGCUGUGGGAGGCAGCGACAGGGACGCAUCGCAGCACGCUCGAGGGCCAUUCCGGUGGAGUCAGGGCGGUGGCCUUCUCGCCUGACGGACAGCUAGUCGCCUCGGCAUCUUGGGACAACACAGUACGGCUGUGGGAGGCAGCGACAGGGACGCAUCGCAGCACGCUCGAGGGCCAUUCUGAUGAUGUCAGUGCGGUGGCCUUCUCGCCUGACGGGCAGCUGGUCGCCUCGGCAUCUGGCGACAACACAGUACGGCUGUGGGAGGCAGCGACAGGGACGCAUCGCAGCACGCUCGAGGGCCAUUCCAAAUUUGUCACGGCGGUUGCCUUCUCGCCAGACGGGCAGCUAGUCGCCACGGCAUCUGGCGACAACACAGUACGGCUGUGGGAGGCAGCGACAGGGACGCAUCGCAGCACGCUCGAGGGCCAUUCCAACUAUGUCUACGCGGUAGCCUUCUCGCCCGACGGGCAGCUGGUCGCCUCGGCAUCUGGCGACAACACAGUACGGCUGUGGGAGGCAGCGACAGGGACGUGUCGCAGCACGCUUGGAAGCCCUUCUAAGUACAUAACUUAUAUUAAGUUCUCGUCAGAUGGCCAGGUACUUCACACGGACCAAGGCGAUAUUCCUUUGCCUCAAACUACUGUUGUCACAUCGCUCCCAAGGCCGCAGCCGCAGUCCUCCUACGCUGCAGUGCAGGAUCAGUGGAUAUUGCGCAACCAGCAACGCGCCUUGUGGCUCCCGCCAGAGUAUCGAUCAAGCUCGACUGCAGUAUGCGGGGACAUAGCUUGUCUAGGGCUUGUAUCUGGUCGUGUGGUUCUGCUUAGGAUCUCCUAG
Messenger RNA from Alternaria arborescens, 4023 nucleotides. RefSeq names its product Vegetative incompatibility protein. Gene Ontology annotation, biological process: negative regulation of transcription by RNA polymerase II. The record is from RefSeq and is a predicted model, not a curated record. The transcript has 3 exons. Gene Ontology annotation, cellular component: nucleus; transcription repressor complex. NCBI's taxonomy places the organism in Eukaryota, Fungi, Ascomycota, Dothideomycetes, Pleosporales, Pleosporaceae. Gene Ontology annotation, molecular function: protein binding. Bases 1 to 4023 code for a protein of 1340 amino acids.